GUGAGAAGCAUUGGAUGGUAUACACAACAAGUUACCACUUCCGGAAUCGAAACAACGAGAAUAGUGCAUCAUGGCAGCCAACUGUAUCUUCUGCAAGAUCAUCAAGGGUGACAUUCCCUCGAUGAAGCUCUUCGAAAGCGCAAAGACGCUGGCAUUCCUGGAUAUCAAUCCAUUGGCGUAAGUCUGCUCAUCAUCCCAAAGCACCACGGCGAGAAACUCACAGAUAUCCCUGAUGACUCUCUCACCGAGCUGCUUCCUGUAGCCAAGAACAUUGCCUCUGCCCUGCAAAAGACCCAAGGCCUCGAGAACUACAACAUCUUGCAGAACAACGGCAAAUUGGCUCAUCAAGAAGUCGGCCACGUCCACUUCCACGUCAUUCCAAAGCCAGACGAGCAGCAAGGUUUGCAGAUCGGCUGGCCACAGCAGAAGCCAGAUAUGGAUAAGUUGAAGGCUCUGCUCGAGGAAGUCAAGAGUAAAAUGUAAUGGGUUCUCAAAGGUGUACAUAUGGAGGCAGGAUGAAUGGCAUGAGAUUGGCUCGAGCAACACAUUUUCACAUAUCUAUCACUAAUGAACGGCUCACAGUAAGGACAGGAAAUGCCAGGCUUGACGCGUGCACACGCCAGCACAGCACAAGACAAGUCGUUCUGAGCAUCUCCGACCAGCUCAGCGCUCUCACACGCCUCCAGCGCCUACGCGGCAACCUCAUACUUCUCAAAUUUCUUGGGGAUACUUCCAGCAAAUCCAUCCUGCAAGAAUUCUGCAACCUGCUCUCCAUCCAUCCCCUUGAGAUCGAAUUUCUUUCCCUCAUCGGUGAUGAACGUGUC
Cercospora beticola is the source of this 824-nucleotide messenger RNA. Lineage: Eukaryota; Fungi; Ascomycota; Dothideomycetes; Mycosphaerellales; Mycosphaerellaceae. The record is from RefSeq and is a predicted model, not a curated record.